Molecule: messenger RNA, 1476 nt
Organism: Parastagonospora nodorum SN15
Lineage: Eukaryota; Fungi; Ascomycota; Dothideomycetes; Pleosporales; Phaeosphaeriaceae
Exons: 4
Coding region: 1-1476 (491 amino acids)
Biological process (GO): positive regulation of transcription by RNA polymerase II
Cellular component (GO): nucleus
Molecular function (GO): DNA-binding transcription factor activity; transcription cis-regulatory region binding
Source: RefSeq, a predicted model, not a curated record
AUGAAUGGCGACGACUCCGGCGACGAGAACUCGCUGAAGGGCUUCUAUGCAUAUAAGAACACAUUCGAUGAAGACACUAUAUGGAUGGACAUCCCAAGAAAUGGGUACUGGAUGGAUCUCAACGACCUUGGUACUUACUUUGCAUCGUAUGUACCCGUCAAGGCACGUGAGAACCCGUUGCUCAAGUAUGCCGCAGUGGCCUGUGCAGCCAAGGCUCUUGCACGUCUCCAAGGCAGCAGACGAAGUAGCAUGCGUCCGAGUCGUCCUGAUAUGUACCCCGAAGCGUCAGUGGUCGAUUGGAAGCACAAGGCGGCUGUCUUCUAUGACAAUGCUGUGUCCCUAUUACUUCAGGCAGUCAAAAAUGAUACCAACUCUACACCGGAGUCUACGGACUGCGAGCUAAGACACCAUAACGGAAACAUAGCGCAAGCAUUCGAUGCACAAGCGCCCAAACGUCGUCGGACAUCUAGUAGCGCCUCUUUCGUGUCCAAUCCCGAUGAUCUGCUGGCAGCCUCGGCCAUCCUGUGUGUCUACGAAUUCUUGGACACCUCAAUCUCUGAGUGGGCUGGACAUCUGAAUGGAGCAAAGUCACUUCUAGUCCUCACACAAGAGCGUAUGAAGCCUCUGCAGAUGCCCUCACCUGGUUCUCCAGUGUCAUCAGCUACCUACAACUUCGUCUCCAAAGCUCGCAGAGCUACGUUCUGGAACAUUGCCAGACAGGACGUGCUCUCAGCUCAGGAUCGUGCGUUAUGGAGAGAAGCUGGCCUUCUUAUCGACGAGCAAGGCUUUAUCGUUCCGAGCAACAAACCUUUGAACGUUUACCAAGGUGAAGCACAGAGUACGAUGAGCGAAGAUCUUAUCUGCAACGCCCUCAUCUGGCUCAUGGCCAAGCUGGUCAACUACAUGGCUGCUGGCGACUCUCUUACCACUAACGACAUGGGAUCAUGGACCGGAGUCACUCAGCGCACGUUACUCGACUACUGGCACAGUCUGCAAAACCAAUUUCAGCCUUCCGCUCGAGUGGAACCCUCGCGUACCCCGGGACGCCUCCUCAAAAACGACAACGAAUCCAUGUUCACCGAGAUUUGGUACAGCAUCCCCAUGUGCGCAGCCACCAUGCAGACAUACCACAUGAGCCAGAUUCUGCUUUUCAUGAACAAGCCCCACGAGUCGACUCAAGGCGGCAGCACGGUGUGUGCACGUCUUAACUCGUACCAAUCGGUCCUGGCAGCUUGCCAAAAGCAUAGCCGCGAAAUCGUUGGCAUUUCUUUGGUCUGUUCUGACGAAGCGGUACGCAUCCAAUCAGUCCAGCCUUUGUUCACCGCCGGACAAUGCCUCAGUGAUGCUCGGGAACGCCAAGUAGUCCUCAACCUACUUCAGGAUGUUGAAUCGAAUAUCGGUUGGUCAACCGACUACAGGGUUAAGCAGCUCGUUGAGCAGUGGCAGUGGGAAGAGCAGGAAGCCAUCGUACCCUGA